AUGGCCACAGCUUCAGCAGGAGAAGCAAAAGAAGCUGAUACAUCUUGUACUCCUGGUGCUAAAAAGGAUGAACUGGAGAAAUGGCCCAACCAGAUACACUUGCCAAGAUUUUCUUUAAAACAAGGACUAAUUCCCAGGCAUUACACGAUGAGCUGGAAACAAGACAUGAAAUUCAGGAAAGUGAAUCUAAAGCAUGCACAGCUGAAUGGGAUCUACUCUGGUCCUUUAGAAGAAAGCCUGUUUCUGGAUCACUCUGAAAGACUUUGCCAUGGGGAAGAUCGAAACAUUGUUUUAAAGAAAAGCUCCCCCCACAUAAAAAUAGCUGAUAUGCCUUUAUAUUCUCCUCUGUCCAGAUACCAAAGUACUGUCAUUUCUCAUGGAUACAGGAGACAACUGAUAUGA
Vombatus ursinus (common wombat) is the source of this 402-nucleotide messenger RNA. It is a transcript of the gene SPMIP10, whose product is annotated as testis expressed 43. The coding region runs from base 1 to 402 and encodes 133 amino acids. The transcript has 3 exons. NCBI's taxonomy places the organism in Eukaryota, Metazoa, Chordata, Mammalia, Diprotodontia, Vombatidae. The record is from RefSeq and is a predicted model, not a curated record.